CAUGCGAGUGCCCGCGGCAACAAAGAAAAACAAGAUAAUUGAGUUGUUGCUGCAGUUGAGCUCGAAGAGGUCGAAAACAUUUACUCUGUGUAGAAAUUUCCUAAAGUCCUCAGAAGCUAAAGGUUUUUAAAUAAAAUUCAAGAUGAGCUGUUUGAAACUUUUCGAUCUCUUCAAAGUUGCGAAUAAACUUCAUCCGGGCGCGAGGGCCAUCGCCUCGUUGGCGUCUCUCCCCGAAACACAUCAGAUGCUUUAUAAAACCGUGAGAGAUUUCAGCGAGGGCGAACUAAAGCCAAUAGCAGCAAAGCUGGACAAAGAGCACAGGUACCCAGUGGAGCAGGUGAAAAAAAUGGGUGAGCUGGGUCUGAUGGCGAUAUCAACCCCAGAAGACCUCGGCGGAACGGGCCUGGACUACCUGGCCUACGCCAUCGCCCUGGAGGAGAUCGCGAGAGGCUGUGCCUCCACCGGAGUGAUAAUGAGUGUCAACAACUCCCUGUACCUCGGGCCAAUCGAGAAGUUCGGGAGUCCCGAGCAGAAGGAGAAAUACAUGCGGCCUUUCACGGACGGUUCGAGGGUCGGCUGCUUCGCCCUGAGCGAGCCUGGCAACGGUUCCGACGCCGGGGCGGCCUCCACCACGGCCAAACUCGAGGGGGAGACAUUCAGGAUCAACGGCACAAAGUCCUGGAUCACGAAUGGCCACGAGGCAGAGGCGAUCGUUCUGUUCGCAACGACCGACAAAUCGAAGAAGCACAAGGGGAUCAGCGCUUUCCUGGUGGACUCGCCGACUCAGGGCCUCGAGGUCGGCAAGAAAGAGGACAAAAUGGGCAUCAGAGCCAGCAGCACGUGUCCCCUGAUGUUCGAGGAUGCCCUCAUACCCUCCAAAAACAUUCUCGGGGAGCCGGGGAUGGGCUUCAAGAUAGCCAUGAUGACCCUGGACGCUGGGAGAAUUGGAGUCGCCAGUCAGGCACUUGGCAUCGCUCAGGCUUCCCUGGAGUGCGCUGUCGAAUACGCGGCGAAACGCACGGCCUUUGGCAGCCCCAUCAACAAACUCCAGGCCAUUCAGCAGAAGAUCGCUGAUAUGGCCUUGAAAAUAGAGUCCGCGAGACUGCUCAUCUGGCGCGCAGCCUAUCUCAAGGAUAAUGGCAAAGCCUUCACCAAGGAGGCUGCUAUGGCCAAACUCAGCGCCUCGGAGGCAGCCACAUUUUGCUCACAUCAGGCUAUUCAGGUCCUGGGGGGCAUGGGCUAUGUCUCAGAUAUGCCCGCUGAACGGUACUACAGGGAUGCCAGGAUUACAGAGAUUUAUGAGGGGACUUCGGAGAUUCAGAGGCUGGUUAUCGCAGGCAGCAUCAUCAAGGAGUACAGUUGAUGAGGUUGCUGGCGGGGAGGGGCGUUUUAGAGAGUUUUUUGAGGGGAAUUUCUGAUUUUUUUAGGAAGAAUUAGCGCUUUCUCGCGGAAUUUUUGUUGUAUCACGAGGGAAAUUGAGUCAAUGGGUGUUGAUUUCUCUGAUCAAUCUAUUUUUCUGAGGUUUAUUCGCUGAGAAUUGCUGGACGUGAAGUCUUUCAUUCUUGCAUUUUGUGAUUAAAAUUUUUUUACAUGCAGCGAAAACACUUGGAAAUUGAGGGAAUCGAAAUCUAUUGAAUUUUUUGAUGUUUUUUAUAAUUUUGUUGAAUAAUUUGGAAAAACUCGAGUUCGAAGAGAUAGAAUAGAAUAUCCGAGAGAAAGCCCGGGGUUGCGAUGAUUUUUUUUCAUACGUGUUUUUUCUAAUUCAGUGACGAUGCGGUAAAAUAUCGAGCCCAUUUUUUUCCUCGAACCUCUUAUUACUGAGAUGAGCCUAUAAUUAACGGUUAAUGGAGGGAUUUUUAUUCCAAUUGAGUCAUUUUGCGAUUCAUUAUUUUUUCAGUCAUCUCGGUAAUGAGUAGUUUCAAGGCAAAAUGUCUAAAAACCCGUGUGAGAAAAUUUUUUCCUUUUGCUUGUGCACUCAACUCGAGAACUAGUCGUUCUUAGAACGACUUUAGACAGAAUAGAGACAAAACAGUGAAUACAGUAUUGAAGAUCAACACGAUCAAAUACCAAAAUCGGAACAAAAAGAUAAGUAUUUUUUACUUCGAAAAAUGAAAAACUGAAGUUACAGUCAACUGAAAAAAUCUGCAUCAUGACGUCAUAAUAUUUCGUCUUUAACUCAUAAUUAAUUAAUUAAUUAAUUUUACACAAUUUAUGAAAAUUAAAAAAAAAUUCCCGGAGAGCUCUAACGAAAUAUUCAUUAAGCGAUAGAAAAAUUGAACUGCUCUAUUCUCUUCUAUUUUAGCCGCAUCUGCACUGAAUCCCGAAUAUCAAUCACUUCCUCGAGUUCAACGUAAUCCCCCAACUGAACUGAGUCAUAAAAAUUGUACAGGAUGGCUGGAUCAAGCGAAAGCAUUGGUCCAUUAUUUUUAAAACAAAUCAAUAAACCUUUAUACGCUGUA
This is a messenger RNA of Diachasma alloeum, 2459 nucleotides long. It is a transcript of the gene Arc42, whose product is annotated as short-chain specific acyl-CoA dehydrogenase, mitochondrial. Gene Ontology annotation, biological process: butyrate catabolic process; fatty acid beta-oxidation using acyl-CoA dehydrogenase. Gene Ontology annotation, molecular function: flavin adenine dinucleotide binding. Bases 143 to 1363 code for a protein of 406 amino acids. NCBI's taxonomy places the organism in Eukaryota, Metazoa, Arthropoda, Insecta, Hymenoptera, Braconidae. The transcript is spliced from 3 exons. The record is from RefSeq and is a predicted model, not a curated record. Gene Ontology annotation, cellular component: mitochondrion.